This is a messenger RNA of Drosophila hydei, 1312 nucleotides long. RefSeq names its product probable V-type proton ATPase subunit D 2 (gene Vha36-3). The transcript has 5 exons. The record is from RefSeq and is a predicted model, not a curated record. Gene Ontology annotation, molecular function: proton-transporting ATPase activity, rotational mechanism. NCBI's taxonomy places the organism in Eukaryota, Metazoa, Arthropoda, Insecta, Diptera, Drosophilidae. The coding region runs from base 357 to 1109 and encodes 250 amino acids. Gene Ontology annotation, cellular component: proton-transporting V-type ATPase complex.
UCUCUAGCUAGACGUGUUCCUCGCUGACAGUUUCUGUGGUGGCAUCAGCUGAGCGCACGGCCCAAUGGACGCGCUUCACUUUUAUCCAUACGUCACGUUGGACGAUGUCGACGUCGGCGCCUGCGUCGGCGUUGACGUUAACGUCGAAGACCGUUGCGCUAUUUGCCGUUUGUCCCAUUUCGUUGUCGUGUGCUUUGCUUUGCGGUUCUCGUUCUUUUUGCUCGGUGCUCGUCCGUUUAUUUUUGUAUAUUUGUCGCAUAUAUAUUUUGCUGGCAGGCGGAGAAGAAGCAGCGCAUAGCGUAACUGUAACUGUAUCAGUAACGGUAAACUUGUGGGCUUAGUUAACUGAAGGAGUUAUGGCUGCCAAAGAUCGUCUACCAAUAUUUCCAUCGCGUGGAGCACAAACGUUGAUGAAAUCACGUCUGGCGGGCGCCACGAAGGGCCAUGGCCUACUUAAGAAGAAGGCAGAUGCUUUGCAGAUGCGUUUUCGUUUGAUUCUGGGCAAGAUCAUUGAGACCAAAAUGCUAAUGGGCCAGGUGAUGAAGGAGGCGGCCUUCUCUUUGGCCGAGGUCAAAUUCACGACGGGCGACAUAAAUCAGAUUGUGCUGCAGAAUGUGACCAAGGCACAGAUCAAGAUACGCACCAAAAAGGAUAAUGUUGCCGGUGUUACUCUGCCCCUUUUUGAGCCCUAUCAGGAUGGUGUCGAUACUUAUGAGCUGGCUGGAUUGGCGCGCGGCGGCCAGCAGCUGGCCAAGCUUAAGAAGAACUAUCAGAGCGCGGUGCGCCUGCUUGUCGAGCUGGCAUCGUUGCAAACGUCCUUUGUGACGCUGGACGAUGUCAUCAAGGUGACCAACAGGCGUGUCAAUGCCAUCGAGCAUGUUAUAAUACCGCGCAUCAAUCGCACCAUUGAGUACAUCAUCAGUGAGCUGGACGAGUUGGAGCGAGAGGAAUUCUAUCGCCUGAAGAAGAUCCAGGACAAGAAGCGUGAGGCCCGCAAAUGCGCAGACCGAAAGCGCGAGGAGCUGCGUCGCCAGGGCUACAAUGUGCCCAGCAGCGAACAGGCGCAGAACAUACUCGAAAACGAAGGCGACGAGGACUUGCUCUUCUAAGUAGAAGAGUCUCUUGCGGGCCAAUCAGCGAGCACUUAUAAUUCGCACUCACACGCGCACACACAGACACAUAUGCACACGCACAGACGCACACGCAUUCGCACACGCACACGUAGACGCAGACGCAGACGCAGACUUCUUUAGGCUUCGAGAAUGUGACGCCUUUGCAAGAAUUAAUUCAAUUUCUACGCUCACAUUGUGCU